AUGGGGGCCUACGUGAAACCGAUUGGUAUCUCUCUUUCUCACACCCUUGACCACCCACACAUCAUCCGUUGCGUAAGCAUGUUGCACAGCAAGUGUAAUGUGUAUGUGGUUAUCCAGUAUGGUGGCGACAUUUGCAUGGAGCAAGCGUUGUCGACUCAACCAGACCACCGCUUGUCCAGGGACGACGCCUUGAACUGCAGUGCCCAGGUCGCGAGUGCUCUUUCCCUCUGCCACGCCCAGGAUGUCGUCCAUGGGCAAUUGUCUUUGAGGCACGUGGCAGUAGAGAUAGCAUGGAAUCGGCACAUUUGCCGCCUUGUGGACUUCAGCAUGGCCGCCCACGUUCCAAAUUCCAGCACAAGGGAGACCCCGUGCGGAUCUCUGCCGUGCGUCGCUCCAGAGACGGCGCUGGAGGAGCCGCUCUUGCUCAAGCCAGCAGAUUGUUGGAGUCUAGGUGUGUUGUUCCUGGAGACCGCUUGCGGGCAGGGUUCGCUCGAGUUGCCCGUCCGGUGGCGUCGUGGAGAGACCAUCGCAUAUGCCGCGCGGCGGAUAUUCGAGUUCUUCUUCCAGCAUGGUUGCCACCAGGAGGCGAUGUCGAUUAUGGCUAACGUGCACGACGACAUGAUACUGGCAUGCUUGGAGUCGGUGUUGAAGCCCGAGCCAGUUCGCAGAGCAAAGGCGUCCCACAUUGUAGAAAUGGUAUCUGCCAGAAACAGGGGGUAA
Messenger RNA from Prorocentrum cordatum, 720 nucleotides. NCBI's taxonomy places the organism in Eukaryota, Dinophyceae, Prorocentrales, Prorocentraceae. The record is from the annotation of a GenBank genome assembly.